Messenger RNA from Eublepharis macularius, 1847 nucleotides. RefSeq names its product beta-1,4-galactosyltransferase 7 (gene B4GALT7). Gene Ontology annotation, biological process: carbohydrate metabolic process; proteoglycan biosynthetic process. The transcript has 6 exons. The record is from RefSeq and is a predicted model, not a curated record. Bases 33 to 1004 code for a protein of 323 amino acids. Gene Ontology annotation, molecular function: xylosylprotein 4-beta-galactosyltransferase activity. Lineage: Eukaryota; Metazoa; Chordata; Lepidosauria; Squamata; Eublepharidae.
CGGGCGGGGAGACCCACUCGGGAGUCAGCAAGAUGUUCCCCUCAAGACGCACGUCUGCUAUGUAUCGACGCGCUGGCAGCGGAUCCUGCCGGCUACUGGGCAUCCUGCCUUGGAAAUGCUCCCUCUUUCAACUCUUCUUUAUUGUGCUUUUGCUGGGUUUUCUCUCCCUGUUGUGGCUCCAGCUCAGUUGCUCGGGAGAUAUGGCCAGAAAUCGAGGAGUUCAGGCCACAGUACCUGAGAAAUCCUGCACGCUUGAGCCUCUACCUCAGUUUCCUGAUGACCCUUCAUGGGGGCCCCACCGGUUGGCUGUGUUGGUACCCUUCCGUGAGCGCUUUGAAGAGCUACUAGCCUUUGUGCCCCACAUGCAUCGCUUUCUCAGUAGGAAGAAAAUCCGGCAUCAUAUCUUCAUACUCAACCAGGUGGAUCAUUACAGGUUUAACAGAGCAUCUCUGAUAAAUGUGGGCUUCCUGGAGAGUGGCAAUGACACAGACUACGUUGCCAUGCAUGAUGUAGACUUGUUGCCUCUCAACGAGGAAUUGGACUACAGCUUCCCAGCCACUGGCCCUUUCCAUGUGGCAUCACCUGAGCUGCACCCUCUCUACCACUAUAGCACCUAUGUGGGUGGCAUCCUGCUGCUCACCAAGCAGCACUACCAAAUGUGCAAUGGAAUGUCCAACCGCUUCUGGGGCUGGGGCCGAGAGGAUGAUGAAUUUUAUCGUCGCAUCAAAGGGGCUGGACUUCAACUCUUUCGGCCCUCAGGAAUAACAAGUGGAUACAAGACCUUCCAACACCUGCAUGAUCCAGCUUGGCGCAAAAGAGACCAGAAGCGCAUUGCUUCCCAGAAGCAGGAGCAGUUCAAGGUGGACCAUACCGGAGGCUUGACCAACUUGCAAUACAGAGUGGAAUCACGUACUUUGUUGAGUGUGGCAGGAGCUCCCUGCACAGUCCUCAACAUCUUGCUAGAAUGUGACCCCAGUGAGACACCUUGGUGUGCAUUUGGCUGAGGUGCUCACUGCAGACUGCCUACAGUGUUACUCCAGCAGCAGCUGGUUGCCAGGAUUGCAGCUGAACCAACUGAAGACAGAUUUUCCCCCCACAGAAACUAACAGCAGGGCAUUAAUGCCUGUGGGUCAGACGGUUAAAAAGAAGGUUGAAGAGUCACAUCAGGUGACAGGUACAUGCAGGGCAUUGCCUCUCCUGUGUGGAUACUGUAAGGUGACAAUGAAAGCAAAGUUGCUGGCAAGUGUAAAUCAGCUGAGUUACUGUGCAGCCUCAGCCAGAAGGAUGCUGUCUCAACUACCUGAAGAUAUCAUAGUCUCUGCUGGAAGAAUUCACUUGUUUACCUACACUUUAAUUAACUGAAGUCUGAGUGGCAGGACUGUGACUGAAUCACUCUGCCUCUGCCAGCCAGGACUUCACUACCUUGGUAUUAAUGGCAGGAUGGGGGGGCAAAGGCUGAGACCUUGUUUUGGAGACCUUUUUGCUCAGGCAAUACCUAAGGGUGACACUCUUCGAGAAUCAGUAUCUGGUUAGUUUGGUGGAAGACUGCUUUUCUUGUAUGCCAAAAUAUGCAUAGGAUUCCUACUGUGAGACUUCCCUAUGCCCAUGCAGGGGUGUCACUUCUUGCUGUCUUGCACCAACAGUAUAAUUGCCUUCCAUCUUACUGAAGUCCACUGUGGCACAGGAACUUGGAUUUGGGCUCUUCAGUGAUGUAAAGGCUGCUCACUUAUUGCAACAAGGGCAUUAAAGCAAGUGAACCUUGAAAGGACAACAUAAACAGAAUAUGUGUGAGUCCAUUUAGCCAAGCAUGGCCACAUCAUAUUCUUUUGGUUUUCCUUUUCUAACAA